Molecule: messenger RNA, 2907 nt
Organism: Mizuhopecten yessoensis (Yesso scallop)
Lineage: Eukaryota; Metazoa; Mollusca; Bivalvia; Pectinida; Pectinidae
Product: calmodulin-like
Exons: 5
Coding region: 688-1104 (138 amino acids)
Molecular function (GO): enzyme regulator activity; calcium ion binding
Source: RefSeq, a predicted model, not a curated record
UUUCUGUCCGAAUCGACCUCGUUGUGACAAACAAACAAUUAAGAACUGACCACUGGGCGGUGCUACCUGAGAAAAAUGUACACAGAAAAAUGCCGUAUUUUUAAUAGAUUUUAAUUUACAAAGAUGAGGUAUUUGUAGUUAAAAACUUGUAUCUAUUGUGUUACUAGUUGUAUAUUUCUCUUUUCAGCAUAUGGGCAUUAGAUAAUUUGAAUGACUUAGGAAUAAGUAGUGAUCUCUUUAUAUAUCUAACGAGGUUACCCCGUUGGGUAAUGCAUACACGAAAUACUUUUCAGUCAAUGGAAAGACCCAUAUCGUUUUAAAUAAGUGUUAUCGCUUGUCCUUAAUUUCUUGACAAUAUGAAAUUUGAAAUCUGAUAAACUAUAGGUCCCUUGAAGUAAAACAUGUUUUGGAGAGUUUCUAAUGUUAUGCAUCGAAUAAUCAAGAUUUGCAUAUUUGAAAUUUAAUUGUAAAAACUAUUUUUGUUGUUACCAUAGAUCGAAACGUUUACCAUUGACACUUGUUUUCAAUUUAAAACAAAAAUGCGUUCCAGCUUUUACCAAACGUUGAAACUAAGUACUUUCAGUUUCAACCGGUGAGAACGUUUCAUGUAAGGCCUGAAUUAUCCAUGACACCGUAAUAUAUUCGCUCUACAUAUACUUGUGCGACGAAAAUAAACCCAGCUAAAAUAUGGCAAAUCUAAGCGAAACGGAAGUCAGACAGGCCUUUGAAUAUUUCGACAAGGACCAAAGUGAUUCUAUAACUCAUGCCGAGUUAGGGGACGCUCUGAGGCUGGCGGGGAUGAAUCCGACUGAUGACGAUAUCCAAGACCUGCUUAAGGAGGCAGACAAGGAUGGCAGCGGUAAAAUCGAAUUUUCUGAAUUCGCCAAACUUAUGAAAGGGCUAGAAAACAUUGACUGUAAAGAAGAGCUCCGGAAAGCAUUUAAUCAUUUCGAUAUCAACGGAGACGGCUGUAUAUCUGCUGAAGAACUACAAAAACGAUUGGAUUAUAGCAUAGAUGAUGCGGAAGAAAUCAUAAAGGCGGCUGAUUUAGAUGAUGAUGGCUUUAUCAAUUUGGAAGAGUUCAUCACCAUGUUGUCUGUGUAGGCACACGUGUUCGACUAACAUGAACAUGAUUGUGGAUCGCAGGCCUGAAUAUUGUGCAAAACGUUACCAUAUCACUAAUAUUUGCAAAACAACAUUAGUGGCUAUCGGAUUACCUUCCUUUAACGCAUAGCAAAACUAUAAUUAACUUCUUAGACUAAAUAUUGGAAUGUAAUAGACAACAGAACUGAAUGUACAUCCGCAUAGUAAUGUUAGCAGACUGAUCAGGAUGUGUUGGCAUGGUUUGCUUUACGGCAUCAACUAACCAUCCGGUUAUAUGGAGUUGUGUGUAUGUACUACGAAGUUCAUGUUUUUGGAUUUUUUUGGUUUUGUUUUCUUCCAUUACCAAACAUAGGUCAUAAAAUAGUCAGAGUAAAGAGAUACACUAUCAAAACAAAUACCAAUAGAAAACCAAAAUGUGAACAAAACCGUAUUUCGAUCUCAAUAUCGAUACGAAAAGGGAAAACUAUUAACAAUGGCCAGACAGUACUUGAAAGAGUACAAUGGGAUUAGUACCGUCUUUUGUUUCCUCGAUGACACCUCCCAGGUAAAUCUAGGUUAAAUCAAAAAAUAGGAAAUGUCACGUCUUCAAAUUUAGAAUCGGGAUAGCGCCAACGAAGCAAACAUGAAAUAAUGAGCAUAAUCGAACCUUCGACCUUCAGAUUGCACAAGAAAAAGACAGAAAUAGAAAACUGAAAGAUGAUAAGUAAUUAAAGCAACGAGAACUGUUCUUCAAUUUCGGUCUUUUAAAUAUACCGUAAACAAUAUGACAUAGCCCUGCAGGCGGAUCAACAUAACCAUCUUAUAAUCUGAUAUAUUAAUAAAGGGCACACAACUUAGCGACAUUCCAGUUAUGAUUAUAACUUAAAACAAAUAGAUACCAAAAAUUCCUCUUCGACAGCUUAAUAUCAUGGCAUUUAUCUGCAGUUUUGCUAAAUAAUAAAGAAAUUAAGUUGAUAGGUUCCAUAUUACUGCCUCCCUUGCUUCUAACGAUGAUUAACUAUUCCAGGGUCGGUUCUAAAUGUCUUGUUUGUAAUAAACAUGUUGUCGGGGUUUACUACUGGAGAAGCAUUAGUCUACACUACGACAUUUUACGGUCAUCAUUGAUCUGAUGUCCUCGUGUCUUUGUGUCAACAAUGAAUAAAUACAUGAAAACGGGGCUUAGGUAAUUUGUGACGUACAUAUGGCCUGGAGGAUUUCCACCGGAAAUGUAUAUUAAAUGAACACGCAACUUCAAUCUCGUAACAUAUAUAAGGAUUAUAUUUAUAGAGUAUGUAUUGUUUAAAAAGUGUAUAUAUAUUUAUCAACCUGUGUAUUUAUAUGGAAAUCUAUAUAUUUUACUUUCGUUAUAUAGUAAUAAAUGGUAGAAAAUAUGCAACAAUUUGACACGUUGCAGUUAAACACACUUAGGGACAUUUCUAUCUUACACCCCGUUUCACGUGCGAGACAUCACGAAAUCGGAACAUUCCGAUGCUGCUAUGCAAAAAUAUAGACACCUUUUUGGCGGUGUUUAGUCUAAUUCUAAUUUCAUUUCAAAGUGCACAGCAAAAGGAAAUCCUCCCUCGGACUUUUCAAAUGGUUGCAGAACCUUCGAGUUUUAUUAAAGUUUAAAACCUCUGGUUUCUUACACUCCUUGGCAUGACAGAAUCUUUUAAUUUUCCUGCACAUUUGUAUUUUAUAUUUAAAUAAAAUACAAGAUAUACACCAAUGGCACUUAGUCGUGAUUGUAUGUUGUAAUGCUAUUAAAAUGGUACUUUUAUUGUUUAUGAAAAACGAAAAAAGUAAAAAUAUGUAAAUAAAAUGAUA